Molecule: messenger RNA, 3413 nt
Organism: Sinocyclocheilus anshuiensis
Lineage: Eukaryota; Metazoa; Chordata; Actinopteri; Cypriniformes; Cyprinidae
Product: NACHT, LRR and PYD domains-containing protein 12-like
Exons: 10
Coding region: 71-3250 (1059 amino acids)
Molecular function (GO): protein binding
Source: RefSeq, a predicted model, not a curated record
CAAGCUGCCACUUCAGAGGAGGAGAAAGAUACUUCGCCAAAGUUUCUCAUUAUUAAGUCUAUGAAGGGCGAUGGCAUCUGUAUCAGUGCUGCUUUAUGAUAUUCUAGAUGACCUGAAACAAGAAAAUCUGAAGAGAUUUAGGAGUAUUUUACAGCAAGAUGGGCGCAUUGGAGCUGGUAAACUGGAGAAUGCGGAUGUCACUGACACAGUGGAUAUGAUGGUGGAGAAUUAUGGACCGGAAGAAGCUGGGAAGAUCACACUGACCAUCCUGAGGAGGAUAAACCAGAACCAGCUGGCUUUAGAUUUAGAGAACAAGUACACAGAAGAAGCGGUUGAGAAACACACAAGAAAACAAGAGGAUUCCUGGCUGCAGGAACUCUUGAAAACUCACAAAAAGAACAUGAAGGAGAAAGUAGAACACAUUUUUGAUGAAAAAAAGAAAAAAGAAGUACAUCUCACAGACGCUUAUACAGACCUCUUCAUUACAGAGGGGGAUAUUAAAGAAGUCAAUCAUGAACAUGAGAUUCUGAAGAUUGAUAAUGCCUUUAAACCCCGUAAAUCACAGGACAGGCCAAUCAAAUGCAAUGAUGUAUUUAGUCUGAAUAAAAAGAAGAAAAAGAUCGUGCUGACCAAAGGCAUCGCUGGCAUUGGAAAAACCAUUUCAGUGCACAAGUUCAUUUUGGACUGGACAGAAGGAAAAGCCAAUCAGGAUAUUGACUUUGUGUUCCUACUUCCAUUACGAAAGAUGAACUGCAUCAAAGACAAAGAGAUCAGUCUGCAUGAGAUUCUACAAAGAUGUAAUCCUGAAUUGCAGGGCCUGGAAACAUUGAAGAUAAAUAAGAUAUAUAGUAAUAAGCUCGCGUUUAUCUUUGAUGGACUGGAUGAGAGUCGACUGACUCUGGAUUUUGACAGUGGAAUGGUGACGAGUGUUGAGGAGCGAUCAUCUGUAGAUGGACUGUUUGCAAGUCUGGUGAACGGGACUCUGCUUCCAUCAGCGCUCGUCUGGGUGACAUCACGACCAGCAGCAGCCAAUCAGAUCCCUCCUGAGUAUGUCGGGUUGUUCACAGAGGUGCGAGGAUUCACUGACCAGCAGAAGGAGGAAUACUUCAGAAAGAGAAUCAAAGAUGAGACUCAGGCCUCCAGAAUCAUCUCACACAUUAAGAAAUCUCGAAGUCUCUACAUCAUGUGCUACAUUCCUGUGUUCUGUUGGAUCACAGCCACUGUUCUUCAACACUUCUCCACUGGAAACAAUGCAGAGGACAUCAACACAACACUCACUGAAAUGUACAUCCACUUCCUGCUGAUACAGAUGAACAUGAAGAGCCAAAAGUGUGACAGAAAAACAGAAAGAGAACGUACUAAGCUCUUAGAUUCCAAUAAAACAACGAUAUUGAAGUUAGCCAGGCUAGCGUUCGAAGAACUAAAGAAGGAAAAUAUUGUGUUCUCUGAGGAAGAUCUGAAAGCAUGUGGUAUUGAUGUGAGUGAAGACUUUGAGUCCACAGGAAUGCUGACUGAGAUCUUUCAGCAAGAAGCUGGACUUCACGAGAUGAAGGUUUUCUGCUUUGUGCAUCUGAGUGUUCAAGAGUUCCUCGCUGCAGUCCAUGUGUUCCUCUGCUACCUGAACAAGAACAUGGAGGAGCUUCAGUUUUUCGUUGAAGAACCACAAAACAGAGUCCGAUAUUUGUUUCUCCCUCAGCUUAAAUUACAUAAAACCCACAAAAAUAUUGCUUUACAUAAAUUACUAAAGAAGGCUGUUAAGAAAGUAAUGCAAAGUCAGAAAGGACAUUUAGAUCUAUUUUUACGGUUUCUGCUGGGUAUUUCACUGGAAACGAAUCAGAAACUGCUCAGAGGCCUGUUCACACACACUGAAGACAGCAAAUACAGUGCCACAGAUGUAACUCAGUACAUUACAGAACAAUUAAAAAGCCAGGACAUCUCACCUGAAACUUCAAUCAACAUGUUCUACUGCUUACUGGAGCUCAAAGACAAUUCAUUUAACACAGAAAUCCAAAGAUACUUCAGAUCAUCUCCAGGAAGAAGCCUCUCAUCUUCCAUGUGCUCCUUGCUGGCCUACAUACUGAUGAUGUCCGAGGAUGUGCUGGAUGAGUUCAACCUGAAUAUGUACGAGACCACAUGGGGAGGCUACAUGAGUCUCUUGCCAGCUGUGAGAUGCUGCAGAAAAGCAAAACUCUCCUCAUGUAAACUCAAUGAUACCUGCUGUGAAACUGUGGCUUUGGCCCUGCAGAUACCAACCUCACCCAUGAUAGAGCUGGACAUGAGUCACAAUGAGCUGCAGGACUCAGGGGUGAAGCUGCUCUCUGAGGGCCUGAAGAGCCCAAACUGUCAGCUGAAGAUAUUGAGAUUGGCAGGCUGUACACUCACUGGUCAGUGCUGUGAAUUUGUGGCAUCAGUUCUACAAUCACCAAACUCCCGUCUGAUAGAGCUGGACAUGAGUGACAAUGACCUGCAGGAUUCAGGAGUGAAGCUGCUCUCUGAUGGACUGAAGAGCCCAGACUGUCAGCUGAAGAUACUGAGAUUGGCAGGCUGUACACUCACUGGACAGUGCUGUGAAUAUUUGGCAUCAGCUCUACAAUCAUCAAACUCCCGUCUGAUAGAGCUGGACAUGAGUAACAAUGACCUGCAGGAUUCAGGAGUGAAGCUGCUCUCUGCUGGACUGAAGAGCCCAAACUGUCAGCUGGAGAUACUGAGAUUGGCAGGCUGUACACUCACUGGUCAGUGCUGUGAAUUUGUGGCAUCAGUUCUACAAUCAUCAAACUCCCGUCUGAUAGAGCUGGAUAUGAUUCGCGAUGAGCUGCGGGACUCAGGAGUGAAGUUGCUCUCUGAUGGACUGAAGAGCCCAAACUGUCAACUAAAAAUACUGAGAUUGUCAGGCUGUACACUCACUGGACAGUGCUGUGAAUUUUUGGCAUCAGUUCUACAAUCAUCAAACUCCCGUCUGAUAGAGCUGGACAUGAGUGUCAAUGAGCUGCAGGAUUCAGGAGUGAAGCUGCUCUCUGAUGGACUGAAGAGCCCAGACUGUCAGCUGAAGAUACUGAGAUUGUCUAUCUGUAUGGUGACAGAUGAAGGCUGUGGUUAUCUGGCUUCUGCUUUGCGCUCAAACCCCUCUCAUCUGAGAGAGCUGGAUCUGAGCUUCAAUAACCUUGGAGAAUCAGGAGUCAAGAUGCUCUCUGAUCUACUGAACGACCAAAACUGCACACUGAACAAACUGGAUAUUGAACAGUGCGAAUAAUUUUGUCCUGUGAAUGUCUGUAUAUCUUUUCAGUUUUACUAUCAGUGAAGUAAACUGUCAUUCAAAAGGAGCUGUAGAGCUGCAGGAAACAGAGGAAAAUAUUAUUGAUUUAUUUAGUUAGUUACACAUCAUUCUCAAUGAAAGGACUUCUUACAUGGAUAGG